Molecule: messenger RNA, 721 nt
Organism: Paramormyrops kingsleyae
Lineage: Eukaryota; Metazoa; Chordata; Actinopteri; Osteoglossiformes; Mormyridae
Gene: nudt2
Product: nudix (nucleoside diphosphate linked moiety X)-type motif 2
Biological process (GO): ATP biosynthetic process; AMP biosynthetic process
Molecular function (GO): bis(5'-nucleosyl)-tetraphosphatase (asymmetrical) activity
Source: RefSeq, a predicted model, not a curated record
CUUGAAUAUGUAACACCGGAAGUAAUUAGUUUCUACCAACGUGAAGAAACGGCCAAUCGGAAUGCAAGCAGGCCCUGGUUACGAACGAAAUCCCUUCCAUAAAGUCUGACUUUAGGUAACUUGUAGAGUACAUCUGCUUUGACCUCAGAACGUCCCAUGGCUCUGCGGGCUUGCGGAUUCAUCGUAUUCCGGCGGCUGAGUCAGUUUCAUCCUCCUGAUAACAUCCAGUACCUUCUUCUACAAACCUCAUAUGGACGCCAUCACUGGACUCCACCAAAAGGGCAUGUUGACCCAGGAGAAGACGACUUGACAACUGCCCUGCGAGAGACUGAGGAGGAGGCGGGGUUGAGGGCGGGGCAGCUGAACAUUAUUAGCAGCUUCCUGAAGGAGCUGCAGUACAAAGUUAAAGGGAGGGACAAGGAGGUUCUGUACUGGCUGGCUGAGCUGAAGGACCCAGAGACACAAGUGACCCUGUCUAAGGAGCAUCAGGCCUUUCGCUGGGCAGGACUGGAAGAAGCUUGUGAUCUGGCAAAGCAUGAAGAGAUGCAGGAGGCUCUGCGUGAUGCACAGCGCUUCCUGAUGGCAGAAGGAAAGAAUUAGUCAUACUAAUCAGUAAUUCUACAAUGUAUACUGUUCUCCAUGCCUGUCAAUGCAUUUAGUGCAAUGGAUUUCCCUGUCAUCUUUGAGAGGAUGUAAAUAAACAGUUAACAAUAGUACAGCA